Molecule: messenger RNA, 5001 nt
Organism: Cyprinodon variegatus (sheepshead minnow)
Lineage: Eukaryota; Metazoa; Chordata; Actinopteri; Cyprinodontiformes; Cyprinodontidae
Product: CLIP-associating protein 1-B-like
Exons: 33
Coding region: 463-4956 (1497 amino acids)
Biological process (GO): mitotic spindle assembly
Cellular component (GO): mitotic spindle; cytoplasmic microtubule; spindle microtubule
Molecular function (GO): microtubule binding; kinetochore binding
Source: RefSeq, a predicted model, not a curated record
GUUCUGCGGCUGCAUUGACUCUGCGGGUUAAAAUAUUUAAAGUUUUAUGGAUAAAUCUUUGAUCCUCCGGUUAUUAACCUCUAAUGAGGCGAUAGUGAAGCUAAAGUUCAGCCUCUGAUGAACCGAAGCAGAGUCGGUGUUGGUUUGUGGAGGUGAACGGUGGGGAGCUGCUGGCCACUGAAGGGAAGUAACGGUAGUUUGCGGCCAGAGGCAGCAUCGCCUCUCCGGGCUGCUUUACUUCCAGGGAUCCGCUCCGUCCAUCCGGUCCCAGAGCCAGAAGCCAGGAGCCGCUCACCGGGUUAAUAACCACCGCACUGAGGCGGACAGACAGCAGCAGAACCAGGUUCUGGAAGGAGGAUGAGGAGCGUCCCUCCUCUGCAGGACGCCUCACUGUGAUAGACCCCAGAACCGGAACCGGAACCGGAACCAGAACCAGAACCAGGAGCAGAACCAGGAGCAGCCAUGGAGGAGGAUGAGGAGGAGGUGAGCAGCAUGGAGUCCCUGCUGGAGCUGCUUCUACAGAAGGACCUGGGCAGGAGGCUGCAGGUGGGUCAGGAGAUCAGCCAGCUGGUCCUCAGCCAGGAGCGCUGUCCUGGACUGGACCAGGACCAGAACCAGAACCUGCUGGACAGGAUGGUGGACGUCCUGGCCGGCUCCUGGGUCAACUCCAGCAACUACAAGGUGGUUCUGUUAGGCAUGGAGGUUCUGUCAGCUCUGGUGGACCGGCUGCAGGAGAGGUUCAGGACGCAGGUGGGAACAGUCCUGCCGAGUCUGAUGGAUCGACUGGGAGACUCCAAGGACCAGGUCCGAGAGCAGGACCAGGCGCUGCUGCUGAAGAUCAUGGACCAGUCAGCUAACCCACAGUAUGUGUGGGAGCGCAUGAUGGGAGGAUUCAAACACAAGAACGUCCGGACCAGAGAGGGACUCUGCCUCUGCCUCAUCUCCACCCUCAACGUGUUCGGCUCCCAGAGUCUGACGCUGAAUAAGAUCGUUCCUCACAUCUGCAACCUGCUUGGAGACCCAACCAGCCAGGUCCGUGACGCCGCCAUGUCCUGCCUGGUGGAGAUCUACCGCCAUGUUGGAGAGCGAGUGAGGAUCGACCUGGGAAAGAAGGGGCUGCCUCAGUCACGGCUCAACAUGAUCUUCAGCAAGUUCGACGAGGUCCAGAGGUCCGGGAACAUGGUUCUGUCUCCUCUGUCAGGUGAGAGCUGCUGCAGGGUUCUGAUUGGACGAGGUUCUGGAGUUUCAGCUACGCCUGGAACAGGAAGUCAGAGCAGCACAAACAGGAAGUCAGAGCAGCUACAGAUAAGACACAGGAAGACAGGAAAUAGCAGCCGGGCUUUUAUUUUGAAGGAGUGUCAGCUGCUGUCCUCCCAGUCACAGGACAGAGGAGGAGGAGGAGGAGGACGCAGCGUCUGCUCCGCGGGGACAGAACCGGUCCGCCAGGUAAACCGUCCCUGUUUCAUCUGCCGCCAUCAGAACAUUCAGAACCGGAGCGAGCCGAGUUCCUGCAGAACCGAGAGCUGGAGCGAUGCCAGGGGUUCUGGUCCGGUUGGGCCCGGUUCUUCUGGCUGCGCCUCAUCUCUGACUGCUCCUCAUCUCUGGCUGCUCCUCCUGCAGAUCUACUCCAACCGCGAGGUAGAGGAGGCCAUGACCAAGAUCAGAGACGUGCUGUCGGACGAUAAGAAGGACUGGGAGCUGAGAGUCGCCGCCCUGAAGAAGCUGCGCUCCCUCCUGCUGGCCGGAGCCACCGAGUUCGACUGCUUCCCGCAGCAGCUGCGUCUCCUGGAGGCGUCCUUCAAGCUGUCGGCCAAAGACCUGCGCUCGCAGGUGGUCAGGGAGGCCUGCAUCACGCUGGGGCAUCUGUCCUCGGUGCUGGGCAGCCGCUUCGACCACGCCGCCGAGGCCAUCAUGCCCUCCCUGCUCAGCCUGGUGCCCAACAGUGCCAAAGUCAUGGCCACGUCCGGCGUGGCCGCCAUCCGCCUCAUCCUCAGACAAACUCACUGUCCUCGUCUGAUCCCCGUCAUCAGCGGCAGCUGCUCCUCCAAGUCUGUGGCCGUCAGGAGAUUCAGGCUGAACUGGUUUCUGUGGAUUAAAAACCGUUUGGUGGAAACUUCUCUGUCUUCCUCAGCCAAAGCCGGCGCCUCCCGCAGACCUGCGGCCGCCUCCUCUCCGGGGUCUCUGCAGCGAUCUCGCAGCGACGUGGACGUCAACGCUGCCGCCUGCGCCCGCACCAGGAUGCCCGCCGUCUCCUCCACGGUGCCGUCUCCCUUCAGCGCCGCCUCGGCGCUUCCUCCGGGAUCCUACGCCUCCCUGGGCCGAGUGAGAACCAGGAGGACGAGCUCCGGAACCGGUCCGACUGUGACAGACAGCCGUGGGCGGAGUCGGGGGAAAGUCGUCUCUCAGUCGCAGCCCGGCAGCCGCUCGGGUUCUCCGGGCCGCCUGCUGAGCGCCACCUACGGCCGGAUGGUCAGGACGUCCACGGGGGGCGGCAGCAGCAGCGCCUCAUGCAGUCUGAGCGAGAAGAACCGACCUCGAGGUCACCGCAGUCAGGGCUGCAGCCGAGAGACGAGUCCCAGCAGAUCAGGAGCCGCCCGGAGCCGGAUCCCUCGGCCCAGCAUGAGUCAGGGCUGCAGCCGGGAAACGAGUCGCGAGAGCAGCCGCGACACCAGCCCCUCCAGGGGUUUCUCCCCCCUGGUGAGCCGUCCUCAUUCCCGUUCCACCGGCGCCCUGUCCUCAGCAGAGGGCUGCUCAGACCGGCUGUCCCAUCAGGCGCGAAUCUCCGCCUCCGUCAACGCCAUGAGGAUCCUGAACACCGGCACCGAGGUGGAGGCGGCCGUGGCCGACGCUCUGCUGUUAGGAGACUCCAGGAGUAAGCGGCGGCCCGUGAGGCGGCGCUUCGAGUCGCCCGGCAUGUACUCGGACGACGACGCCAACAGCGACGCCUCCAGCGCCUGCUCGGAGCGCUCCUUCAGCUCCAGGAACGGCGGGGCGGGGCCCCACUUCCUGCGUCAGACGGAGGACGUGGCCGAGGUGCUGAACCACUGCGCCAGCUCCAACUGGUCUGAGAGGAAGGAGGGUCUGCUGGGCCUGCAGAACCUGCUGAAGAGCCAGAGGAUGCUGAGCCGCGUGGAGCUGAAGAGGCUGUGUGAGAUCUUCACCAGGAUGUUUGCAGACCCCCACAGUAAGAGAGUGUUCAGCAUGUUCCUGGAGACUCUGGUGGACUUCAUCGUCUUGCACCGGGACGAUCUGCAGGACUGGCUCUUCGUGCUUCUCACACAGCUGCUGAAGAAGAUGGGCGCAGACUUGCUGGGCUCGGUCCAAGCCAAGGUCCAGAAGGCUCUGGAUGUCACCAGAGAAUCGUUCCCCUUCGAGCAGCAGUUCAACAUCCUGAUGCGUUUCAUCGUGGACCAGACCCAGACCCCCAACCUGAAGGUCAAGGUGGCCAUCCUGCGUUACAUCGAGGCUCUGGCCCGGCAGAUGGACCCGGCCGACUUUGUCAACUCCAGCGAGACCCGCCUGGCGGUCUCACGCAUCAUCACCUGGACCACCGAGCCCAAGAGCUCCGACGUGCGUAAGGCGGCCCAGGUGGUUCUGAUCGCCCUGUUUGAGCUCAACACCCCGGAGUUCACCAUGCUGCUGGGAGCGCUGCCCAAAACCUUCCAGGACGGGACCACCAAGCUGCUGCACCACCACCUGAGGAGCGCCAGCGUCGCCAUGGCGGCUCCGGUCCAGCCGGCGGGUCGGACGCCUCCUCGCCACCCGGGCCGCAGCAGCCCCAUGGACUCCCCCACCAACCACGGCCUCUCCCCCAGCGCCUUGGAGUUCGACAGCGAGAACCUGAACUCUGAGGAGAUCUACAGCUCGCUGCGCGGCGUGACCGAGGCCAUCCAGAGCUUCAGCUUCCGCAGCCAGGAGGACCCGGCGGAGCCGCCCAGGCGGGACGGGAAGCGGGACUUCAUGACCGGCGUGGCGGCGUUCUGCGGCGACCCGGCAGAGGGCGGCCGAACGGCUCUGGACAACAAGACGUCGCUGCUCAACACCCCGUCGCCACGCUCCUUUUCCGGGCCACGGUUCCGGGAGUACAACCCGUACAACUACACAGACAGCUCUCCGGAUAAAUCCCCCGCCACGGAGGACGGCGCCGACCCGGGGAGAGAUGGCCGGCGGCAGGACUGCGGAGAAAACAAGGCGGUGAAUGCCAAAGGUUUCCCUGCGGCGCCCGCCGAGCAGCUGGAGCUGGUGGGGGAGCUGCUGAAGGAGCUGUCCCAGGGCGGCGCCGGGGAGCAGGGCCCCGAGGACAGACGGGGGACGCUGCUGGAGCUGCUGAAGGCGGCGCGCGAGGACAGCCUGGUGGUGUGGGAGGAGCACUUCAAGAGUAUGCUGCUGCUGCUGCUGGAGACGCUGGGCGACAAAGACCACUCGGUCCGCGCGCUGGCCUUACGCGUCCUCAGGGAGAUCCUGCGGAACCAGCCGGCCCGCUUCAAGAACUACGCCGAGCUGACCAUCAUGAAGACGCUGGAGGCUCACAAGGAUUCCCACAAGGAGGUGGUGCGGGCGGCCGAGGAGGCGGCGUCCACGCUGGCCGGCUCCAUCUACCCGGAGCAGUGCAUCAAGGUCCUCUGUCCCAUCGUCCAGACCACCGACUACCCCAUCAACCUGGCGGCCAUCAAGAUGCAGACGCGCGCCAUCGAGCGCGUCUCCAGGGAGCCGCUGCACCAGCUGCUGCCGGACGUCAUCCCGGGUCUGCUGCAGGGCUACGACAACACGGAGAGCAGCGUGAGGAAGGCCAGCGUCUUCUGCCUGGUGGCCAUCUACGCCGUCAUCGGGGAGGAGCUCAAGCCUUACCUGUCCCAGCUGACCGGCAGCAAGAUGAAGCUGCUGAACCUCUACAUCAAACGGGCUCAGACCUCCACCAGCAACAGCAGCAGCUCCUCGGACAUCUCCUCCUACUGAGCCCAGCCCGGUCCGGCCCGGUCCGGCCCGCUCCGGUCCGGCCCG